CGGCGAGCCAAUCCACGCGAUCCACAAGUUCAACCACCCGGCAUCGGAUGCUGCAGGUGCUUGAUAAGAAGAAGGAAGGGCAAGAUAACCUAUAUAACAAUCAAGGCUCGACCACCUCUUAGUUAAGCCGGCCAAGCAUACGCAGAUCGUUCAAAAUGGCCAUUUCUAAGACUAAUGGGACUCCUGUCUCGUGGAAGCAGCUUGGCGAGAAGAAGCGCCAGGACCUGCAAUCAUCCAUUCCCGAGGAGUGGCUGAUUCCUGCCCAACUGCUUCCCCCAGAGUCGCAAGACGACGUGACCGCCUGGCCGGAAACUUCAGGCUGGUUUACAGCCGAGGAGCUCGCCAUCACAAACUUGACUGCUGCCGAGUUGGUCCCCAGACUUGCUUCCGGGCAGCUCAAGUCCGAGGAUGUCACCAAGGCCUUCUGCAAGCGCGCUGCUGCGGCACAUCAGCUGACAAACUGCCUGGCUGAGACCUGCUUCGACCGUGCUCUCACAACUGCGCGAGAACGGGACGCUUAUCUGGCACGCACAGGAAAGCCAGUGGGACCUUUGCACGGUCUGCCCAUCUCGCUCAAGGACAACUUCAAUCUCCAGGGCCUCGAUGCUACAGUAGGCUUUGCCUCGCACAUUGGCAACCCGGCUAAAGCCGACUCUGCACUCGCGGCGGUGCUCGAGGACGCCGGAGCCGUGUUUUACGUCAAGACCAAUGUUCCCACUGCCAUGAUGAUCGCGGAGACAGUUAACAACGUCUUUGGGCGAACGAUGAACCCGCGAAACAGGCAAACAACUAGUGGUGGAAGCUCGGGUGGAGAGUCUGCUCUCAUUGUUAUGAAGGGCAGCCCUCUCGGCGUCGGGUCUGAUAUUGGCGGAUCUCUUCGUAUCCCUGCAGCAUGCACGGGUAUCUUCACCCUCCGACCAUCCGCUGGUCGAUUCCCAGUGCGCAACUGUCGUUCCGGAAUGCCCGGCCAAGAGGCGGUACAGUCGGUCAACGGGCCGCUGGCGAGCACCCUCCACGACGUUGAGCUAUACAGUAAGAGCGUCGUCAGUGGACAGCCGUGGCUACGUGACCCCAAAUGCCUCCCGAUUCCAUGGAGAACUGUUGAGCUCCCAAAAAAGCUGAAAAUUGCAGUCAUGUGGCACGAUGGCAUGGUUAAGCCCACAGCUCCAGUAGCUCGCGCUCUGCGAGAAACAGCACAGAAGUUGGAGGCUGCGGGCCACGAGCUGAUCGACUGGGACCCCGUGGACCAGAAGCAAGGAAAUGAUCUGUUGGCACGCAUGUUCGUGGCAGACGGAGGUCUUGCGAUUCGAAAGGAAUUGGAGCGUACCGGAGAGCCGUUCAGGCCAGAGAUGGAAGCAUACGCCGUCGCCAAGGAGUUGGGAACUUACGAAAUGUGGCAACUGCACCUAGAGCGGACUGAGUUCCAGAACCGCUAUCUUGACCGUUGGAACAAGGCCGGAAUUGAUGCCAUUCUCUGCCCAACUAUUCCGUUUAACACGGUCAAGAACGGAAAGUUCCAGCAUGUCGGUUACACUGGUGUUUACAACGUCCUCGACUACUCAGCCAUCUCUUUCGCAACUGGAUUCUCGGUCGACAAAAAUAUUGACAGGAUUGACCCCGGGUACGAGUCCUUGGGGCCAAUUUGCAAGGCAAUCAACGAAGAAUUUGAUGCCGACACUAUGCAUGGGCUACCAAUCAGUCUCCAACUUGUAGCUGGAAGAUUGGAGGAGGAAAAAGUUAUCGCAAUCGGCAAACAGGUGCUAGAGGCUUUGGCAUAAUGAGGAUGGGAGAGACUCGAUGCCCUAAACGCAGAGUAGAUUUAUAGAGAGCAGCCACAGAGCGCCAUAGAUUGUCUACCGCUUCAAAUGACGUUUAUUAAUUACGUUAGAAUAUGUUGCACCACC
Molecule: messenger RNA, 1904 nt
Organism: Ilyonectria robusta
Lineage: Eukaryota; Fungi; Ascomycota; Sordariomycetes; Hypocreales; Nectriaceae
Product: acetamidase
Exons: 5
Coding region: 156-1778 (540 amino acids)
Source: RefSeq, a predicted model, not a curated record